AUGACUUCAUACUACACCGAAGACAUCAGUAUUUUAUGUCCUCAAAUUCCCACAUCUGUGGAUAACACAACGGGCCUCAUACGGGCAUUGGAAAAUGGAACUGAAGAGGUCAGUCAUCUAUUGACCAACAGCUGCAAUUUGAUUCUGGAAUGCAGGUGCUGCAAAGCUGUGUUCCGACAUGCGAAAAACUUCCACCAUCACAAACUGAACGAUUGUCGUGCUUACCAUAUAGCUGUAACCCCCACGUAUGAACAGGUUCUGGCGCUGCAAAAAGCUGUUGCUGCAGCCUAUAAGAAAGGCCGACCGUCAACGUCCAAGCAAUCCUUCGUAGAUGAAGAAUUGGACUUUCAAACGGAAACGCUCGAAGAUGACGUAGAUUUCAUUGAUGGCUAUGACGGUAUCGAAGAAUUCUGUGGUGAUAGUGAUAGUCCAGAACCCGGUGAAGUUAUUGAUGAGCAUGAAGAAGCCGAAGUUUCCGAUGACGAUAUGUCAGAUUCAAUAGAAGAAGGCGAAUAUAUAGAGGAUUUUCCCAGUGACAACGAUCCAGCGGCGCCAUCCUCAACUAGGACUCUACUCAAACGUAUACCUUUCAGAGUGAGGAUCAUAAUCAAGCUUGAUGAAUCAGACGCAGAGGCUCUGGAGAUGGUUGACAGUUCCAGUGACGAGAGUGAAGCUAUUUCGAUACCAGAAAGUCCUCCACCUGAUGGUCAUCUAAACUUCCCCAUAUUCAACGAUCAGCUUCUGGAAUCACCGACAGAUCACGAAUAUUUUGGAAAGGACGAAACAAUUCCAACGCUUUCAUUGCUUCUUCCAGUUGCUCAAAUGGAAUAA
Messenger RNA from Cooperia oncophora, 831 nucleotides. The record is from the annotation of a GenBank genome assembly. Lineage: Eukaryota; Metazoa; Nematoda; Chromadorea; Rhabditida; Trichostrongylidae.